Molecule: messenger RNA, 795 nt
Organism: Anolis sagrei ordinatus
Lineage: Eukaryota; Metazoa; Chordata; Lepidosauria; Squamata; Anolidae
Product: 5-hydroxyisourate hydrolase-like
Biological process (GO): purine nucleobase metabolic process
Molecular function (GO): hydroxyisourate hydrolase activity
Source: RefSeq, a predicted model, not a curated record
CCUCCUUGACUGCCAAUGCAGAAGAAGCAGUAGAGAAUUUGAAGGCAACAGCAACGGCCAUGAGUCCAUCGAUGGCUGCCCCUCCAACAUGGCCAGCUUGGGCUCUCCCUUGCAGCACCCAAAAGGUUAACCUCAUCUGCUGAGUCAGGGCUGCCUUCAGGUGCCAAAGGGCCCGGCUUGGUUGGGAAGGAUGGACCGGAGAGGCCAGUCUCCGCUCAGGAAUGGAGAGCCGCUUGCAGGGAGAGUGGUGAGAGAAGCCCCAUGCAGAGGAAUGGCAGGAGGAAGGGCAGAUCAGAGUCUGGAAAGGGCUCCUGCUGGAGAAGGGGAGCCGCACGCUUCCCUCACGGUUCAUGCGCUGAACGUAGUCACCGGCAUUCCGGCUGCAGGGCUGGUUGUGCGCUUCAUGGAGCUGGAGGAUCCCAAGAAGUCCUGGAUAGAGCUGAUGAACAGCACAACCAAUGUGGAUGGACGCCUGGACAAGAGCAGCUUGACCUCCCUGCGGCUAAAGGCUGGGACCUACAAGCUGCGCUUCGAGACGGGGGAGUACUGGCAGCAGCAAGGCCACCACAGCUUCUACCCUUAUGUAGAAGUUGUCUUCACCAUCACAGAGGAGGAACAGAAGGUCCACAUCCCGCUGCUGAUGAGCCCCUAUUCCUACACCACUUACAGGGGCAACUAAACAAUGGCUGGUUUCCAAAUGUGAAUGCAUCUCCACCUCCAUCAUUAUCGCCACCCCUAUCUUGGCUACAAUCUGCUGCUUAUCAUUAAAUAUGGGGCAAAGUUGCCUACCUUGCA